AUGGCACACUCCGAAGCUCCGCUCUUCGUUGGAGUUAGGGCCCCGUAUCUGCUGCGGUUCCAGCAUGGCAGUGUUCGCAACUGCUUCGUCCAGCCCGCAGAUGGAUGUACUCAGAUGUCCAGAUGCCCCAGCGGAUUCAGCAACAGCAACAGGAAAAAACACGUCUACUGCAGUGUCCACUUGCGAGACGUGAUGACCCGUCUCACCCACAUUGGUCAAAACGACGUCGCUAUCGGCAGCACGGUUGUUCGUAUUUUCACCCGCUUUAGUUGGUACAUCGCAGAUGAACAGUACAGGCAUAAGCGCCAGGGCGCAACAGCCGGAGGGACGGGGCAUCGGCCGGAGGGACGGACGGGACAUCGGCCGGAGGGACGGAGCAUCGGCCGGAGGGACGGGACAUCAGCCAGAGGGACGGAGCAUCAGCCGGAGGGACGGGGCAUCAGCCGGAGGGACGGGGUAUCAGCCGGAGGGACGGGGCAUCAGCCGGAGGGACGGGGCAUCAGCCGGAGGGACGGGGCAUCAGCCGGAGGGACGGGGCAUCAGCCGGAGGGACGGGACAUCAGCCGGAGGGACGGGACAUCAGCCGGAGGGACGGGACAUCAGCCGGAGGGACGGGACAUCAGCCGGAGGGACGGGGCAUCAGCCGGAGGGACGGGGCAUCAGCCGGAGGGACGGGGCAUCAGCCGGGAGGGACGGGGGGACAUCAGCCGGAGGGACGGGCAUCAGCCGGAGGGACGGGACAUCAGCCGGAGGGACGGGACAUCAGCCGGAGGGACGGGACAUCAGCCGGAGGGACGGGACAUCAGCCGGAGGGACGGGACAUCAGCCGGAGGGAUGUGCCAGAACAUCCUGGACCUGUGA
This is a messenger RNA of Knipowitschia caucasica, 861 nucleotides long. Lineage: Eukaryota; Metazoa; Chordata; Actinopteri; Gobiiformes; Gobiidae. The record is from the annotation of a GenBank genome assembly.